This is a messenger RNA of Thrips palmi, 1674 nucleotides long. Its product is annotated as ubiquitin carboxyl-terminal hydrolase 36-like. The transcript has 13 exons. Gene Ontology annotation, cellular component: cytosol; nucleus. Bases 1 to 1674 code for a protein of 557 amino acids. Gene Ontology annotation, molecular function: cysteine-type endopeptidase activity; cysteine-type deubiquitinase activity. The record is from RefSeq and is a predicted model, not a curated record. Lineage: Eukaryota; Metazoa; Arthropoda; Insecta; Thysanoptera; Thripidae. Gene Ontology annotation, biological process: protein deubiquitination.
AUGUCUUCUUCUUGGGGUACGUUGAGGCACAUAGAUGCUGGCCUCAAGAAUGUCACAUUUAGCAAUUCAUGCUUCAUCAAUGCAACUCUGCAGUGUUUAUUUCACACUCCUGAAUUUUUGAUGUUAUUGGAAAGUGAUGAAGCUCAUCGCAAGAAGUGCUCUAGCUUCAAAUGCAUUUUGUGCAACUUGAAUAAGGUGUGGACAAAUAUGAAAGCUGGAGAAGCCAUAGUGGCAUAUCCAAUUAUUUUAAUGCUUGACCGUAUAUGUGUCCAUAUGAAAAGGGGUAAACAAGAGGAUGCGUCCGAAUUUCUAGAAUUUCUCUUGUCUCGUCUGAAUGAUGAUUUGACAGCGAGACCUGGUUCCAACAGCACAGGAGCAGUGUCUGAUAUAUUUGAUGGGUGGAUGAAAACGACAGUUACUUGCACCGUUUGUGGGAAGGAGCACAUAGGUGUGAACCCUGAAAGAGAUUUAUUUGUAGAGGCAUCCAAUAGUGACAAACCUAAUACGGUAGAAAGUCUUCAGGAUAAAGUCAACCGUUAUCUGAAAGGCAGGGAAAUUUUUAAGUUCAAGUGUGAGAACUGUGGCAAGAGUGUUGACUGUCUCAAAGCUUAUUCCUAUUAUACUUAUCCAAAAAUACUGAUAGUGAAUAUCAAAAGGUUUGCCCAUGGCACUGAUAAGAAAUUCACCAACCCAGUAUCAGUUCCUAAAACAAUGCAGGUGGGAAAUGCAGAGUAUGAGUUUGUAAGUAGCAUUGUUCAUAGUGGUCCUUCUGUCACUGAGGGGCAUUACACCUGUGUAGCCAAGUGCCCUGACAACUCCAUCACUCAGUUUGACGAUGCCAAGGUGAAGAAAAACUUAAAAGAGAUGAAUACGCCGGACUUUAUGAGAGGGGUAUAUACUGUUCUAUUUUCUUUGAAGAGUCUCACACCAAAGCAACCAGAGGAAGUUUCGGUGCGCCCAUCUAAAAGGCCUCUUCCUCUCACCCCAACCAAAGUUAGUCCGUAUGCGAAAAAGGGCAGUACUUUGAAGACCUUUUCUCCCAUGAGGAAGAAGAGAAACUUGAGGAAGGCACUGGUAUUUCGACCAAAAGUACCCCUUAACACUGACAAUCUUCAAGUGGAGCAGUUCACUGAAGAGCCAAAUUCCAAAGAAUCUUGUUUGAAAUUGCCAUCCACUGUUUCUAAGGAAUCUGGUUUGAAAUUGCCAUCGGCUGUUUCUAUCUCCACUCCACAGCUGUAUGAAGAUAGUUUCAUAAUAAAGGGAUGGGAUAGCAGUGAUGACGAAGGAACAGAGGCGCCCGAAGUUCGAGCAUCAUUAGGCAUGGGAAGCAAUCCCAAAACAGGGAGCCCUGUUUCUCUGCUGGACAGUGAAGAUACUAUGACCGCAUGUAUUACUCCCAUAAAAGUGAGAUUCCCAGAAGCCCCGUCACAGACGCUUAAAAACCUUCAGGAACCGCUAGGGGAAGAAAACGAACUAGGUGGCAUUGAGACUCUUGACUGGGGCUCAGACAGUGAAGAGACUGCGACUGCUUGUAUUACCCCUAUUAAAGUUAAAGUUCCACCUGUUCCGCUUCAAAAUAAGUUUCAUCAAAAUGAACAUGAUUAUUGUGCCAUUCAACCUAAAGAGGGUCCUCUGAUUAUACUUGUUGAUGAGAUGUUUGUUUUCUUUGGUUAA